ACUGCACAAAGUAACGUCGGAUCCUACAUUUGAGAAACGAUCUUAGCGAGUUUGUUGUACACCAAUUUUGAUCGAUCAAAACACACACACUCACACGCACGUAAUCACAGUGGAGAGCUCGAUUCCAUUGCAAAAAUGGAGGGAGACGAGGCGCCAUUGGACGACAAGGCCAAAAGAAUGAGAGAUCUUUUAUCCAGUUUCUACGCUAUUGAUUCUUCUUCCUCUCAUUCCACUGCAACUCUUAAUCACCAUGCACUUCCUUUUAACGCAUCCGCCAGAUACGCAACUCUCGAUACCAUCAACACCGCCUCUUUCGAUGCCGAUCGAUACAUGAAUCUUCUCGUGCAAAAGUCAAAUUUGGACGCGUUGCUUCAGCGACAUUUUGAAAUGGCUGCUGAGAUAAAGAAUCUUGACACUGACUUGCAAAUGCUGGUUUAUGAAAAUUAUAACAAAUUCAUCAGUGCUACAGAAUCAAUUAAAAGAAUGAAAGGCAAUAUUGUUGGCAUGGAAGCUAACAUGGAGCAGCUCUUAGAAAAGAUAUUAUGUGUGCAAUCUAGAAGUGAUGGGGUGAAUACUUCGCUUCACGGAAAGAGAGAUCAUAUAGAGAAAAUGCAUCGUACCCGCAAUCUUCUGCGUAAAGUUCAGUUCAUAUAUGAUCUACCAACCAGACUUGGCAAGUGUAUCAAAGCUGAAGCCUAUGCAGAUGCAGUGAGGUUGUAUACUGGAGCCAUGCCAAUUUUCAAGGCAUACGGGGACUCAUCAUUCAAAGACUGUAAGAGAGCUUCUGAACAAGAAGUAUCUGUAAUUAUAAAAACCUUGCAGAGGAAGGUUUUAGCCGAUUCUGAGUCCGUACAGGCAAGAGCUGAAGCUGUAAUGCUUUUAAAUCAGUUAAAUUUCCCGGUUGACAAUUUGAAAGACAAAGUACUUAAAAAGUUGGAACAAGUCCUUGGGGAUAUGAAUCUUGAGUCCGGAGAAGUAGCUCAACUCCUGGAUAAUUUUGAUGAAUCCUCUAAAAAAGAAAUCGUUCCCGAAUUAAGUCCUGAGAAUUCUCAAACGGUAUCUACUCGUGAGUUUGUGGAAGCUGCCCGUGCUUAUAAAGUAAUAUUUCCUGAUUCGAGAGAGCAACUAAUCAGGCUUAUGAAGGAUUUAAUAAUGAAGCACUUUGAAGUCACCCAAAGACACAUUGACCAACAAAUUUCUUCGACAGAUCUUUUAGAAAUGCUGCGUAGUAUCUGGAAUAAUGUGCUCGUGAUGGAUGAAAUUUUGCCCGAGGCUGCUUUUCCGGAGUUAUCUUUAAAGGGUGCCCGUGUUGCUGUCGAGCACUUCGUUACUAUUUCAUUUUCUCGUCUUCUACUUAAUAUUACUGAUCCUCUUACGAAACUCCAAAGGAGGCAGGAGGGUCUAGGAGAGGAAUACUCUUUUCAGGGUGUUCUAGAGGCCAGUAAAAAAUCUGUAAUCCAGGACAGUAUGAGUGUCUUACUGGACUUCCGUCAGCUUCUUGAAGAAAAUCUGGGCCUGCUUCUGAAUUUAAAUAAAUUGAUUAUUGAAUGGGUACAUCGAGGAUUUCAAGACUUGUUCAAAAAACUUGAUGAUCAGUUCCGAUCACUUUCAGGACUAAACACCUUGGCUGGAGGAGUUACAGAGGGUUCACAGAGUGAAAAAGUGCUUCCUGGGAUUGUUCUAGUGAUGUCUGAACUCUCAAUUUUUAUUGAACAAAUUGCUAUACCAAGAAUUACAGAGGAGAUGGCAGUUUCUUUUUCUGAAAGUGGCGCAAGAGGAUAUAAUUCUGGACCUGUCUUUGUUUCUGAAGAAAUUUGUCAUACUUUCCAUUCAGCGAGUGAAAAGUUCUUGCACCUUUAUAUAAAAAUGAGGAUGAAGAAAAUAUCAGCUAUUUUGAGGAAGAGGUUUACAGCGCCAAAUUGGUUAAAGCACAAAGAACCUCGAGAAGUUCAUAUGUUUGUAGAUAUUUUACUUCAAGAGUUGAAGGUAAUCGGAAACAAUGUCAAGCAGAUUUUACCUCAAGGACCACACGUUAAGCACCGACAUACAGACAGCAAUGGGAGUGGCAGUUCAUCACUGAGUAACUCAUUUAAUAAUGAUAAAUUGAGCAAAUUUAAUAUGCACAGGACCAGGAACCAGCUUCUGGAAACUCAUCUGAUAAAUUUAUUUAAGCAAAAGCUGAAAAUAUUCACUAAAGUUGAACAUACACAGGAAUCCGUAUAUUCAACUAUUGUAAAACUUUGCUUGAAAAGUUUGCAUGAGUUGGUCAGGCUCCAGACAUUUAACAGGAGCGGUUUUCAGCAAAUUCAAUUGGAUAUGCAGUUCUUAAGGUCUAUGUUAAAGGAAACUGCUGAAGAUGAAGCUGCUGUCAAUUUCCUGCUUGACGAGGUAAUCGUCGCUGCAGGGACACGUUGUCUUGAUCCAAUUCUUUUGGAUUCUCCAGUUUUGGACAAACUGAUACAAACAAAGUUGGCCAAGAAUUCGGAAGAAAUUCAAGUUUCGCCUUAGUCAGCAGCCCUUCAAAAGUUGCCUUAUUCUAGAUAACCUGAGCUAUGCAUGAUGCAUUGAUAAAGUGACUUAAGUUUAAUGUCUGAGAGUUUUCAGAACUUGAGCACGUUUAUUUUUCCACUGUAGUAGAGAAGAUACAUAUUUGUGUGUGGCCAACUUUUUUUAUUGCAUUAAUUCUUAUUACAGAUUUACAGUUUACCGUGGCAUUCAAGAAAUAAAUAUGACAUUCUCAAGGAGUGUUUGGUUGGGGGUUAAUGAGUUUAGUAAACAGGAAUGGAGACCCCAUUCCCUCACUUGGUGUUUGGAUUGGGUUUUUGACUGCCGGGACUCGGAAUCUGUAAAUUUUUAGCUGGUAAUGAUAUCCUCACCAG
Molecule: messenger RNA, 2879 nt
Organism: Daucus carota subsp. sativus
Lineage: Eukaryota; Viridiplantae; Streptophyta; Magnoliopsida; Apiales; Apiaceae
Product: vacuolar protein sorting-associated protein 51 homolog
Exons: 21
Coding region: 136-2508 (790 amino acids)
Biological process (GO): endocytic recycling; retrograde transport, endosome to Golgi; lysosomal transport
Cellular component (GO): membrane; GARP complex; EARP complex
Source: RefSeq, a predicted model, not a curated record